AUGAGUUCCACUCGACUAACACCCCUGCCCAUCACCCACAAACAGCCCUAUGCUGCUGUCUCUCCGGACCGCCCUGGGCUCUCGCAGGCUGGCAAGACUGUCCUCAUCACGGGAGGCGGCUCCGGGAUUGGAAGUGCAAUCGCAAAGAGCUUCGCUCAGGCCGGCGCCUCGACCAUUGUCCUCGUUGGCCGCCGCGAAGAGGUCAUGCAACUUACCGCGCAAACGCUGAGAGAAUCAAAUCCCGAGCUUCAGGUUCACAUAUACACAGUAGACAUCACUGAAUCCGAAAGCAUUGCUAAGCUCUGGAGCCGGCUCGCUGAGAGCGCCAUCGUGGUCGACGUUCUCGUCUUGAAUGCCGGGCGGCAGUCUGUGGUCAAGACCGUACUUGAUCUUGGUUCCAAAGAGGUGUUUGAAUCUUUCAAGGUCAAUGUGUUUGGGCACAUGGAACUCAUUGAGCAUUUAUACAAACAGGAUAGAAGCAACUCUUCUAGCCCAGCGGUUGUUAUUAAUGUGUCGACCGCCGCCUCAUGGGACCUGAAAUCUGGUGGCCCAGUGCCUGUGUAUUGCCUAACCAAAAACUCAGGCACCAUGCUACUGCAGCAAAUAGCCCAAGACGUGCCCCGCGAGAAGAUGCGCAUCGUCAGCUUCCAUCCAGGCCUUGUCAGGACAGAGACGACAAAGGGGCUUUUUCCCGACAAAGGCGAUGGGGAAGCCCCCUGGUAUUCAUCUGAACUCCCUGGUAACUUUGCUGUUUGGCUUGCAUCCCCGGAGGCCGCUUUUCUCCACGGCCGCUACGUUGAGGCUUCUUGGGAUGUGGAGGAACUCAAGUCUGGUCAGGUCAGGGAGCAGAUUGAGAACGACCCAUAUCUGCUCAAGGUUGGCAUUCUAGGGUGCCACCCUUGA
This is a messenger RNA of Clonostachys rhizophaga, 903 nucleotides long. NCBI's taxonomy places the organism in Eukaryota, Fungi, Ascomycota, Sordariomycetes, Hypocreales, Bionectriaceae. The record is from the annotation of a GenBank genome assembly.